Molecule: messenger RNA, 969 nt
Organism: Fusarium odoratissimum NRRL 54006
Lineage: Eukaryota; Fungi; Ascomycota; Sordariomycetes; Hypocreales; Nectriaceae
Exons: 1
Coding region: 1-969 (322 amino acids)
Molecular function (GO): hydrolase activity
Source: RefSeq, a predicted model, not a curated record
AUGCCGUUCAAAUUCGAUCCCGAAUAUGAUGCGAUUCUGCAAUCUCUUUUUGGCAACAGAUCUACCCCGAAUGCCCUUGCGGUAGGGGAUGUCGAAGCCCGACGCGCUCAAAUGGAGCCUGGUAUCGCUAUCUUGGCCGACCCUAAUUUCCCUCUUGAUCGCGUCACGACAAGAGACUUCUUUGCCGACACCUCGGACGGCCAAAAGAUCCUUCUUCGCUGGUACUCUUCAGAUCACAAGUCUCCGAGCCCAGCGGUGAUCUACGCUCAUGGUGGGGGUAUGAUCUUGGGCAGUGUCAAGGCUUAUGAUAAAGUAGUGGCGGCAUAUGUCGCCCGCACAGGGGUGCCGUUUCUUGCAGUUGAUUAUCGCCUUGCUCCGGAGCAUCCCCAUCCUAUACCCGUCAACGAUGUUUAUGCCGCUUUUCAGUGGCUAGUCGCGCACUCGAACGAACUUGGUGUGGAUAGCAGCCGCAUUGGUAUCAUGGGGGAUAGCGCUGGUGGCGGCCUGGCUGUAGCAACGGCACUCCUUGCUCGACAGGACAAUGGACCCCGUCUUGCGAAGCUUAUCCUGCUUUCCCCCAUGCUCGAUGAUCGCACAGUAUCAGCAGACGAGCACUUGGCCCCGUUUCUGAGCUGGAACACCACAGAUAACGAAACCGGCUGGCAGGCCCUGCUGGGCUGCAGUAGGGGCAGAGAGAUGGUGACUGAAACAGCCGCACCAGCACGGAUGGUAGAUGCUACGAGUAUGCCGCCUCUGUAUAUCGAGGUGGGCGAGUUGGAUCUCUUCCGGAACGAGUCGAUUGGACUUGCGACCAAAUUCUACAAGUCCGGUGUCAGUGCAGAGCUUCAUGUGUAUCCAGGUUGUCCGCAUGGAUUUGACAUCUUCCCCUCGAGAGGAACUGGUGUCUGCAUAAGGGCGUUUGAGAACCGAGACCGAGCCAUUAAGAGUAUAUAUCCGGUAGAUUCAUAA